Messenger RNA from Poecilia reticulata (guppy), 2681 nucleotides. RefSeq lists its product as uncharacterized. The record is from RefSeq and is a predicted model, not a curated record. Gene Ontology annotation, cellular component: membrane; extracellular region. Gene Ontology annotation, biological process: lipoprotein metabolic process; lipid transport. Gene Ontology annotation, molecular function: lipid binding. NCBI's taxonomy places the organism in Eukaryota, Metazoa, Chordata, Actinopteri, Cyprinodontiformes, Poeciliidae.
UAAGCAGCUGAGGGGACAAACAACUGGACUUUUCUGAGGAGACCAGUAACUCCGUGCAGUUUUAGAACAGAAGCAGGACCGAACAGCAACAAACAAUCUCCUUCCUCUCUGCAGUCACAUCAUGGAUGAUGCUGAUGCUCUCGUACGCAAGGUCAAUAAAUGGGUGGCUCUUCAGAAGGAAUGUUCCAGGAAGUUGAAGAACCUGGCGGAUGAGCUGGAGGAAGCGACGAAGGCGGCCAACGUGACCAAAGUCGUCGGCAGCUCGGUGUCGGUGGGGGGAGCAGCUGCCAUGACGGCGGCGGGCGUGUUGACGCUUCUGACCGGCGGAGCAGCGCUGCCUGUUCUGGCUGUAGUGGCAGGUGCGGGAGCAGUGGCUUCUGGGACCGGUGCGCUAACCAGUGUUGGUUCUGAUGUUUACAGCGCCAGCAAGUCCAAAGACAUCAUGGAGGAAGCCCAAAAGGUUCUGGAAGAGCUACAGAGUCUUGAACAGGAAAUGAAAGACCUCAUGAAGUCGCUGAAACGACAAGACUCCAGCUUCUGUCGCCAUGGUGGCGCUGCUGGUGGUGGAGAUGACGACGAUGAUGAUGGCAACGUUAUGGAGUUUGUCAUGAGAUCAAUGGCCAGACAGGAAGGGCUGGAGCUCUCCAGCAGCAUCAUGAUCAGAUCGGUGUUUGGGUUACCGCAUAUCGACAUGUUCAAGAGGAUCAAGGCCAAUGAUAUUAUUCUUGCAGGAUGUCUUAUAAUCCUUACAAGUGCUCUGAUUGCAGUAUCCAAACAAGGAGGGAAGAAAGUGGCUUCAUCUCUGGGGAAAAAAGCAGCUUCAGCAGCAGCUGGAAGUGUUGCAGGAGGAGCGGUCGGGCUUUUCUUUUCUGUUCCUGAGCUGGUCAGUGAUUGCCAAAACCUGGACAACACCGAGACAGAAGCCAGUAAGACUCUGAGGAAAAAUGCCAGGACUAUCCUGACCAGCGCCGAGGAGACGGAGAAAGAACUGCAGAAAAUAAGAGAAGCUCUUAAAAAGUUGGUGAGAAUCAAAUUCAUCAUAGAGAAGGAAACGAGAACCAGAGACGAGAAGAGAGAGCUGAUCGACCACGCAAUUAAUAACACUCCUUACCCAGAGGUCAAACAGUGGUUGAGAGAAAACGCAGAGUCUGAUGUCUUCUUCCAUCUGGUAAAUCUCACCAACUUUAUAGCACAAAAGCUGAAUGAGGAGGCGAAGAAGAAGAAAGGGAAGGAUCGGGAGAAGAAGAAGAUCGAGCUGGUCUUCUUGGCUCAUGGAUCGAUUGUGGACUUGAUGAUUCCUGCCAGAUGUCUGCUGCCUCUGCCGUCCAUCACAGACGUCCUGCUGUAUUCUCCCUGGAACUGCCUCCUGUAUCCUGAAGCGGCCUACAGCAUCGCUACAGGAAGCAUCCAGCCUCACCACCGGCAGUUUGGAUGCACCAAUCCAGACCUGUGCCCUUUUCUUCCAGCAGCUCAUACGUCAUUUCGCCUUCCUCAUAGCUGGAACUCAAUGAGAAAUACUGGACUUCAGUCUGUCCCCAUCAUCAUGGUUAGUCCUGUAGCAAAAAUAGGAGACCCUGCGUUCGCAGCUUUCAUUGCUCUAGCAGCACAUUUUGGUGAACCAGCAGCCAAUCGGUAUCUCAUCCCGUACCUCGCUCCCUGGAUCGGCAAAGUGCCCUUCUUCAUCGUCACAUUGGCCAUGUCUCUGGUGCUGUUUUUCUCAGGAUAUGAAGCCACUGUCCACCUGGCUGCCUGCCUGGGAAAGUCACCUGGAAACGCAGUAAUGCAGGAGGAGUAUCUGCAGUGGCAGUACGCCUACGCUGUGGACAACACCGGCAUGACCGUUCCAAGAGAAUCGAUUCGCUACAUAGACGGCCCAGUGUUUAAUAUGUUCAAGGCUGUUUUUGGUGACGAGUCUCCAUUCUUUUAAUGAUUGAUCAAACUUGGAGAAGUUGAUGGUCUGAAUCACUUCACCUUACCCAAAUUGAUCCAUUCCUUGAAUUGAUUCCUGCCAGAUUUCUGCUGACCAUCACAGACGUCCUGCUGUAUUCUUCCUGGAACAGCCUCCUGUAUCCUGAAGCAGCCUACAGCAUCGCUACAGGAAGCAUCCAGCCUCACCACUGGCGGUUUGGAUGCUAUGCUAUUGAUCUCCUGAGACUUCUCAUGAUGUCCAUGAACCAUUAUAUCUGCCCUCAAGAUGGAACUCAAUGAAGGACGUUGGAUUUUAAAAAAUCCCUAACAUCUUGGUUAGUCCGUUUGUAAAUAGAAACUCUGCAUAAACCAACCAGUAUCUCAUCAGGUUCCUUGACGAGGAGAUCGGCGCAGUUUCCUUCUUUGCCGUCAUGUCUGCCCUUUCUCUGGUGCUCCCUCUCUAUGAAUAUGGAGCCACCGUCCAUCUGGCUGCCUGCCUGGGAAAAUCACCUGAAGAUCCGGUAAUGCAGGAGGAGUAUUACCGGAUACAGUGCAGGUAGCCUGCACUGUGGACAGCACCACCAUGACCUGUCCACCACAAACAAGUUGAUGUUUGACGCUUUCAAGAAGGUUUAUGGUGAUGAGUCUCCGUCCUCCCAAUGGCGAAUCCAGAGCUGGAGAACGGAAACAAGAGGGUGGACGUUUUACGGCAUUUUUUUCUAAAUGGUUUUCUCUAGAGAACUGGUUAAUUUCCAGUAAAUUAAUUUCCUGCA